AUGAUACAAUCAGCCAAGGUGCAUUAUUAUAUAUUAGUAAUGGAAUUUAACCAAAAUACAUAAUGUGGGGAGUUAUAAAACCUGAAAUACUAUUAUUUAACAAAUUUAAAGAAUUUCAUAAGAAAAGAAUGUUAAUAUCAAGAUUAUUUACAGAAACACUUGAAGAUUGGUAAUCAUUAACUAUAGAAAAUUAAUAGGUUUUUUCUUAAGCCAGAUUCUUGAACAAACAGUAAAUAAAAAAUAUUCAAAAUAUCCUUCAGAUACAUAAAAGAAAUAAGCAAGUGAAUAAAAUUAUUUUAAAUUGAAAGGAUCAUAUGAUUAAAAUAAUUUAAGAAUACUUGAGUUUGAUUAAACUUUAUAUAAUCAAUUAAAAUUAGAAUUUGAAUCUUCAAAUCCUUUACGUCUACUUUUUGGAUGUGACAGAGCUAGAGAUAUAUAUAAGUUUUCUCUUCUUAAAUCAAUCGAUGUGAAGAGAUUUCAAAUUAAAAUAGUAAAAUGA
Molecule: messenger RNA, 499 nt
Organism: Paramecium primaurelia
Lineage: Eukaryota; Ciliophora; Oligohymenophorea; Peniculida; Parameciidae
Source: the annotation of a GenBank genome assembly